AUGACGACGAUCCCAUCCCACUUAUCUUCGGUGGGACCUUCGCCCUCAAGAAAUCCAUUUGCUCGACCUAAAUUAGGUGUUUCAUCCAGUAGUUCAUUUACGAGGAAAACAUUAUUACCUUCAAUCCUCAGUCCCGUAAAGCCCGUGAAUCACGAAACACAGUCAGUCACUCCAUCAAGCAAUAAGAAUGCGACUGCUACUUCCUCAAGUACCGGUAAAGCAAGACCUGCUUGGAGAUUACUUUGGAGAGGUGGAUUGGAGAUUGGUAAUGAAGGUUGGAGAUUAGAUGGUAUAACUUUCUUUGCUUCAUUAACAUUCUCACCUCCAACACCAUCAGUCAAAGAGAUUAAUCCAUUCGAUGUACCUAUACAACUACAAAUUCAAAACACGCCAGGAAAUGAUAUUGCGGCUGGCACGAGAACUCCCGGAGGACCUUUGUCCCCCUUUCCAUUGGUAAGCGGAGAUACUGAUCUUUGCUUAUCCCUUGAAUCAAUGAGAGGAAGGAAGUAUCUACAAGUUAGAGGUUUAGUCGAUUUACCUCAAGAUGAAACAUUGGAAGGGGAAGUUGGAGAUAAUACGACAGGGGGCGGUGUACAAAUGUCAAUUUCACCUCAAGCACCUUUAUUGAUAUCAUACUUCACUGGAUUGUUAUGUCGAAAUGAGAAAAUAUCUGUGAAUGGCAGGACCUUGUCUGCCAUAAUGAUCGGUCUAGGUGAUGAAGGUAUAGACUCGACCACCAAUUCUUCGAUCUUGGUAUAUGGUCAAAGACAUGCAAAUGUAUCAAAUAGUGGGGGAGGACUAUUGAAACUUUGUGUAGGACGACGGAAGUCACCACCGCUUCCUCCGAGUGCAAAGAAAGUUAAACCUGGUGAACCUUUACCUCGGGCACCUCUGUUCUUUCCCGUUAAGGCACCUAAAAAGCCUCCUCCUUUAUUUCCUUCUAGGUCCUUAUCCAGAUCAUCGUCGAUAUCCUCUUCAAUCUAUCAUCAUCCACAGCCUGCAGCGGAAAGCUCGCAAUCUGCAGGGGCAUCGUUGAAAGGUCGAUCGCCGGGUCGUAAAGGAGAGAAAAGACCGCAUAAAAUGGACAUGGACACAAGAAACGAGGAUGAAAGGAAGAGGAAACAGGGCAAAGUGGUGUUGGAUCGAUCCGCGAAAAUGGAGAAAAGACCUUCAUUCUCAGUCAAAUUAGAAGGAAACGAAGAAGAUGAGGAAGAAGAAGAUAUAUUUGGUAAAAGAUCCAAGUCAAUCACCCCUGUUCCACCUCUUGUGGGCCGUACAAAAUCCACAGAUACAAAUAUGGAUAACACCAAGAAUGAGAUCGCUCAAAGUGAAAAUGAUGAUCUACCCAACGCAACGAAAACCAAGAGAAUACGAGUUCCGCAACAAGUGCUUGAUAAUAAAGCCGCAAUACGGAAGCAGACCUUAGUCUUACUUGAAAGUAGAGGGAUAUCUCGAACUCAUGAUUCCUUUAAAGAUGUUUUCGGUAUGACUACUAAAGGCACCUCUUUCGCUUUUAGAGAUCAACUGCAAACAGACCAACUAUCCAAAGUCGAUAUACAUCGUAUAGUCAAUAGUCAUCUGGACAUGUAUAUUCCCUUGUCAUCGAACGAAUCGAACGAAAACGAUACAGAUCUGAAUGCGGAGGAGGAAGAUAUGAAACCUGAAAAGUUAGUCAAAUUAGAAGAUAUUACAGAAAAGUACGAAGAAAUCAAGCUCGAAGGUACCUUCAUGCAUCCCGAAUAUGAACCUUCCAGUACCGCGAAAAUCAAGCUGGAAUCUGUCGUUGAAGAAGAAGAGGAUUGA
Kwoniella shivajii is the source of this 1803-nucleotide messenger RNA. RefSeq lists its product as uncharacterized. NCBI's taxonomy places the organism in Eukaryota, Fungi, Basidiomycota, Tremellomycetes, Tremellales, Cryptococcaceae. The transcript has 6 exons. The coding region runs from base 1 to 1803 and encodes 600 amino acids. The record is from RefSeq and is a predicted model, not a curated record.